This is a messenger RNA of Orbicella faveolata, 522 nucleotides long. RefSeq lists its product as uncharacterized. Lineage: Eukaryota; Metazoa; Cnidaria; Anthozoa; Scleractinia; Merulinidae. The record is from RefSeq and is a predicted model, not a curated record.
AUGCCCGGCGUGCCAGGAGCACCGGGAACUCCGGGUGCUCCGGGUAGAGAUGGCUUCAAAGGAGAGAAGGGUAGCAUCGGAAAGCGAGGAUCACAAGGCGCUGUAGGAAUCCCAGGGAAAAUUGGAUCACGGGGCCCUGAAGGCUCCAAAGGGGAGGCGGGCAAGAAAGGAGAAAUUGGUAAGAUGGGAGCAAAAGGAAGUACGGGUACCCCUGGGAACACUGGCCCAAGGGGCUUAAAAGGAUUCAAAGGAGAAAGAGGCUUCAUGGGAAUAAAAGGUAGUAACGGUAUUCCUGGGAACGUUGGCCUCAGGGGGUCAAAAGGAUCCAAAGGAGAAAAUGGCAUCGGAACAAAGGGAGACAAAGGAGAUGUAGCAAACAUGGACCCAAGACAGAGAGCUAAUUGGAAACAAUGCGCUUGGCGAUCGGGAACGGAUAUUGACAGCGGUAAAAUAAAGGAAUGUUCUUUCAACAAGCUGCACGACAACACCGCUCUUAGAGUCUCCUACCAGGGAAACGUUUGA